AUGUUAGCUAGCUCGUUUACCACAAACCACUAUUUAUUCUGCGUUCUUUAUGGAAUAUAUGGAGCAGGUGUUACUGGAAUUAUCAAUAUUCCAAUAAUUUGGGCAUGCUGGGGAUUUUACCCACAACGUAUAGGGAUGAUUACAAGCCUAGGACUUGCUGGGUAUAGCUUAGGGCCAAUGGUAUUUGGCUUUCUAUGGACGAUGAUGAUAAACCCUCAUAAUGAUUCUCCACACAAAAGCCAUGACGGAAACGCCGAUUCUGGGCUUUUUGGCCAUGAAGUUUAUGAUAAGGUCCCAGCCUCUAUUAGAUGGGCAGCUUUAAUUUAUGUUGUAAUAGCAACCUUGGGCACUUCUAUUAUUUGGAACAAAGGACUUACAAACGGCAGAAAAGGGGUAGGAAAAAGCUUAAAAUUAAAAGAUGUAAUAAAACAGAAGAACUUUUGGCUUCUGUUGGGCUGGGUUUUAUUUUUAUUUUGUCCUUAUGCUUUUACUUUUACGAACUAUAAGGUUGCCGCGAUAUCAAAAAUAAAGAACGAUCACUUUUUCGCCUUUUUGGGGUCUGCUGGAUUUUUAUCAGCUUGUCUUGCAAGACUAGGAUGUGGGUUUUUAGUAGACAAAUAUGGAUGGAAAAGACUAGCUAUGAUUUCUGCUUCAGUCCAAACAAUUAUUAAUGCAACAAUUUACUAUUCAAUGGAAAUUGAAGAAUUAUAUGCAAUACUAGUCAUAAUUGAGUUUAUGUGUGGAAGCAACGCAUAUCUAUUAUUAGUCAUGGCGUGCAAAGAGAUAUACCCAAAAGACUCUUGGAUCGUCUCAUUUCCAGGAUCAGGAAUCACCUUGGCUGUCUUUUUAUUAUACUUGAUGCAGCUAUUUAUUUCUCCUGUAUUUUUUACAUAGACAAUCGGCUAUGAGUUCACAUUUGACAUCCUUGCAGGUAUGGCGUUUUUAAGUUUGAUAUUAAUCUACUACACACAAAAUCCAUCUGCUAAUGCCCAAGCAGAUAUAUCUUUAUUAAGUGUAGAACCUUCUUUAAGUGAAGCAAAAACCGAAAAUUCAUUAUUACCUAAAACUUUAAGUUAA
Blepharisma stoltei is the source of this 1077-nucleotide messenger RNA. The record is from the annotation of a GenBank genome assembly. NCBI's taxonomy places the organism in Eukaryota, Ciliophora, Heterotrichea, Heterotrichida, Blepharismidae.